AUGCGAACCGUUAAGAAACUAUUGUCUCCCCUAUUAUCGUGCUUCGGCGUCCGCAGCCAUGGGGAUGAAUAUGAAGCAUCCGACCUCAAGUCACUUCCCAAUCCGGCUUCGGCUUCGUCAAUGUCCCUCCCUGCAAAUACCGUGCCCCAUUCGGUUGGUCACUCGGGUUCCCAUACUACGGACACAGAUGCUCUACGGCAGAUAUUUAGGUCAUCUUCUUCCGUUCGAGGCUAUCAGACAGCUCUGAGACCACAUGAACGAACACACCAGAGAGAAUCCUCAUUCGAUGCUGAUUUCAAAUUCGGAACAAAGCGUUCUGAUGAUCAGAAACAGCCAGGCCGUAUCGAGCAAUUGGGCAAACACAUCAAGCAAAAAUUGUCAGAGUCGGGGGUGAGCAAGAGCAGCUCCAAAUUACAAAUCGGCUCUGACGAUACGGUUCGGGUAUCCAAAGUACCCCAACCAGCACCAUUGGAGCCGGAGCAUCAAGAGGCGGCCCUGAGUCAACGUUCAACGGGUCUUCUAGAGCUACUCAUGUCUAGGUCGGGCAGUGAAGGUGGCUACGACAGUGACGCCAAAAGUAUUCAAACGACAAUGCUAAAAUGUAGUGACGCGACCCUCAAACUCAGUCCACAAGCAGCAGAGGCGCUACUACAUCCUUCUUCUAGAAGGUCAUCCAUCAAGCAUGAUCUGGCAGGAGGCUCUCCUACGAAGCCGACCUCGCGUCCCGCUCUUGGACCUCCAUUACCUUCCGCUCCUCCUAGGUCAACAUUCUUGGUGGAUGGACAGAGCGAUGCUCCUGGCAGUCUCUCGAGGCAGUCAUCUGAUGUCGCUGAUAACGCUGUCGCCAAACUACAUCAACUCCCUACUUACGAAACUCCUCCAUUAGAUACAGCUCACCCCGAAUCUGCUUCCUUGAAUCAAGACAAAAAUAAAGAUAGCCAAGGAAUGUCAAAAAGGAUGGGUGAUUCAAUGGAUGGGGAGAAGAGAGACAGCGUUGUUUCAACGACAGACAACAACCGAAACAGCUUGAUCUCCAACCUAGACACCAGCUUGAUUAACGCGAUCACUCAGUUUGGCGAGCGCGAUUCUACGGAAAUUAAAACUUCCACAGAGGAUAAACCAAGCGCCACCUCGGAUCAAGCAAAACCGACUCCUAAUAUUUCGUCCUCCCCUCGGAUGGCCACUAUGUCUAGCAAAGAUGAUGUAUCAGGCAGAUAUAUGACAUCCGUGGACGAGUCUGACUGCGAUUCCAUCCAUCUCUACAACAUGCGGAUUUCUCAGAGGUUGGCAAGCCCAUCAUUUAUUGCUGGAAGCUCCCGUCCAGAUACCAGCCACACCACUAUAAUUCGAUCCAACAAGAACUCGAUGGAAUACUGUCCGACGACACACUUGACUUCGCCAUCCAGUCGCAUGCCAGGCACUACAACUUCGGAGCACAAUCGCCUGCCGUCAGAUCCACAAACAAUGCGACUUUUUGAAAGCGAGUCUAGUCAGGAUAUACCGCGACUGGUAUGGAGACCUAGCACAUCCAGUACUUAUGCCCCACAACUCAGAGGUUCGCGACCCAUUGUGAGCCGAGGAGACUCAUCUUCCUACUAUUGUAGUGAUGACGAGGCUGCUGAUCUGGAUGAACCACACAGUGGUGUACCGCGAAGAAACCCGAACAGCAUCGCAAUCGGGGGCAGGUCAGAAACUGUCAGCUUUCCUCUUCGAUCGUCCUAUCCUAGCUUGGGUAGCUUGUCUGUUGCUGAGGAGAGUGCAUGGUUUGGCAGGCAGUCGUUACAGCAGCAACGAGAUGCUUUUAAUGAGGACAAACCAGGUCCAUUACUCAGCCACCACAGAAGCGUGAGCAUGCCAGGCAGACCUGCCGAAGGAAGAAGACAUCUGCGCAACGCCUCUGCAAGACGGACGCGGGCCCUCACCGAAGCUAACGAAGCUUUAAGUGUAAUCAGUUACGGCGAGCUCCAGGAUGCCAGAAGAGAACAGCUCACGGAGAUCAGUGCGCAGGAAGUUCACGACACAUGUAACGAGAGACUGAGUGAAAUCGAAAUUCCUCGACGACGUAGGCCAAUCAGGUCAGAGAGUGAUUCUGGAAGUCCGUGUCGACCAUUGUGGUCAAGACCACGACAAUACUCGACAGCUUCCGACAUGCCGUCUACUGAUCGAUGCAGUAAGCCUAUCUUGGAUGAAUCAACAACUGACAUCUGGAGGAGAACUCUCAAACGAGCUUUAGAUGAGCCGACUGAUGACUCCAUGGGUGGCUUUCUCACAGCACCCAAAUUUGAUCGCGAUGGAAGGAGGAGAAAUCGAAGGUCGAGUCUCAGUACGGACAACUCAAACCCGGAAGUUACUAGUCAUAUUCUGGCAGUAGAAAAGGGGCCAACCCAUGUAAUUCGAUCACGGCAACGACUCUCUGUAUCGGAAGAGAUACCACGAACCAAUACUGAACAGCACGAGGUUACAGCUAGCGAGACACAUUCAGUAGCUCCAGUCCUUUUGGUAGAGAAGAAACGGAAAAAGAGCAUACUAGAUUUUGGAAAACGUUUUGCGACACAAAACCUUGCAGAAGACGAGCCUGGAAGCUCGAGCUCAAGCACACCAUUGAAAGAUCUGCUUGGGGUUUGGAGUCGCUUCCCAAGUCAUACCAGAAAUGAAAGAUGUGGAUCAGCAGGGCGCAAAGAUGGUGUCAUAGUUGAGGAUUUUGCCAAAGACCAAUCAAAUGAUGUUUGUCCUCCGAGAUCGACGCCCACAACGACAUGGAACAGGUCUCUGACACCCCUAGGGAUGUAUACUCCUGGUGGAUCACUGAGAAGAUUACCUUUCGGCCGCAAACAUCGUAUGGACAAGGGAAAGACGAAGAGUAUGCCCCUUCCGCGCAGUGCCAACCAGAACCUGGUAAUUCGAGUAAAGAAAGGCCGCCGAGGCCUAGUUGGAAGGUGGAAGAAACUCUACAGGAGCAGCAGCUCGGAUUUCAAAGCGUAUGUCGACCACUAUGGGCAUCGAAGCAGUAUUAGCCUUGGUGCGAACGCCAGAAACCCGGACCUUGAAGUUAUCCCAGGUCUAGAACACUUUCGAGAACAGUCGAGCAAGGACGGAAGCGACUCCGCCCCAUUUGAAAACUUCACAUCAUCGGCCAAGGGUGAACCAGCGCCUUCGAACUCUGAACCGUGGGCACAAGUGUAUAAAGACUGUGUCGGUAGUCUUUCGGCGCUCCGAAGUGAUGCUGACAUACGCAGUAUGAGUGAGUGGACGGACCAAGUUUGUUGUGAAGGCAAUGAGACGAUGCAUAGGCUAUUAAGCUCGGAGCUUCGAGACAGUACUACCAACUUCGAGGCUCAACUUGGAGAAGAGUUGGAAAUAGCCAAGAAAGGGCUGUUGAGGAAGAUUGAGAAUAGCAGUAGAGGGCACAGGCUGGAAAUAUCAAGUAUUCAUUUGAAGCAGGAUUGAGUGAGGUUGAGGCAACACACGGUUGGGCCAGUUUGCGUGCGUCGGGAACGGGAGAAGUGUAUAGUGAUUAGGAAUGAUGGAGGAACAUUGGAACCGAACUUUACAG
Exophiala oligosperma is the source of this 3553-nucleotide messenger RNA. RefSeq lists its product as uncharacterized. The coding region runs from base 1 to 3447 and encodes 1148 amino acids. The transcript has a single exon. Lineage: Eukaryota; Fungi; Ascomycota; Eurotiomycetes; Chaetothyriales; Herpotrichiellaceae. The record is from RefSeq and is a predicted model, not a curated record.